This is a messenger RNA of Daldinia decipiens, 1476 nucleotides long. RefSeq lists its product as uncharacterized. The transcript has 3 exons. The record is from RefSeq and is a predicted model, not a curated record. NCBI's taxonomy places the organism in Eukaryota, Fungi, Ascomycota, Sordariomycetes, Xylariales, Hypoxylaceae. Bases 305 to 796 code for a protein of 163 amino acids.
CUGAACGCGAUAGCACACUAUAUUACGUUACCUGUAACCACCUAACCUACAACUCUUAAUAUUAGGUACUGUCAAUAAUCGUUUAAGUCCGUAUCUAACACGAAAGCCUUGGCGCACUUUAAUCUCGCCACUCGGCCAGUUUGCCAUUAACAGUUCCCAUAUAUAGGGGGCAGAGCAGCAUUUAUUGAUUUCAUGCAUUUUCCAACACCUUACGAUUUCCUAUUUGGGACAUUCAGCUGGGCACUUAACAGCUGAAAGACUGCAGCGUUAUUCGAGGUGAGAUUCGGGAGUAUUGCGAGCUUAUAUGAUUGGUCACUCAGGAAACACAACAUCAUUCCUCAUGAUCGAAUUCAAGUUCCAACUUCAGAGAUAUUCUGGGCUUUCGCUAUGUAUAAGAUAUGGAUUCAGUCCAUUUACAAAAACUUACUUGGCACUACAGUUCGAAAAGCUCCAUUAUUCGUCUCGCCAGAUUAAUAGUUUUGACUACGCAUUACCAGAACAAAAACUGAACCUUGUUCCUAUGGUAGUAGAUACCAAGGGUAUGGCUCACAGAACCAACGAUACAGUCGACUUUGACAUUUAUACCCCUAUUCAUUCGAAGUACGUUCCAAAUCCCGAAGAACUUAGUGAAAUCCUAGAAGAUCAGUUUGGGGCCGGCGAGUAUGUAGUAGAAAUGCGCCAUAAUACAUAUAAUGUCAAGUCUAAAGCGAGGCUUGAUCACGGCACGAUAGAGAGAAUCCGACAAUUGUCAAACAUAACCAAAAAGUCAACAUCAGGAUUGGCGCUCAGUGUAUAACUUGACGUUCCUGAUGUGCUUCGGACUCCGUAUCGUUAAUAUGGAUUACACGAAGAGACCUAAAAAGAAAAAAACCUCCCCUUCGAAAUAGGAGUCACCAAAUACUGGCGAGAGGUGUAGAAGAACUUUGGUUGUCUAGUGCAGAGCUGUUUGGUGAGUUUGAGUUUCUGUAUUACCAGUCAUGUAGGAGUAGGUAUAUGGCGUUAAAUAGCAACAAGUUACUCGAUUUGCUUGUUUUCAUUGAAGUUUACAUUAUAUUCCUGUCUCCAAAUAUAUCCAACACCUCGCAACCUUCAACCAACCUAUUCCAUAUUUUUAUGCCUUCCACCCUACCCUAGAUCUUACAAGCCAUAUGUGAUAGAUACGGCAUAUUUCUCACUAUGCAGUGCAGCCCGUAGCGUUUACAUACGGUCAUUCAAAUGAGCCGACGCUAUUAGUACAGUGGCGAAUAUGAAGAGUCCGAUAGAAGUCAUAUAUAUACCUAGGUACCUAUGUUUAGAAGUAUAAGAGGAUAUAACCUAGUUAAUACAUGUUAGUAGUAUGAAGAGCAGGGAAUUGAGCAGACUAGCAGCACCGGCUCCGCAACCCCUAGUAUUUGGUCUGUUAGAAUAAGCAGAGCCUUGUAUUUAAUCCGUAUAGUUCCUAGUUUAUAGUCCCAAUAUUUAUUUUUUCGAAAUGCC